AUGGCCUCUGAAACGUCCUUUUCAGAGUCGAAGUUCCCUCGGUACAAGAUCGUUCCACUGCCCUACCCCAAAGGAAAACAGGCGCUCGAGGCGCUUAUUGCACGGUCUUCAGCGAGCCUAAGCACGCUGGAAAAGAGGAAGAAGUGGCUUUUACAAGAGCUCGAAAGCGUCAAAGUCGAUAUCAACCUUGUCAAUAGCGACAUUACAAACUUGCGGUAUGCAACAAAGACCACCCUGAUCCAGGAAUUCCCCGUGGAAUUGUUGUCGAGGAUCUUCACGAUGGCAUGCGAAGGCCAAACGCUGGCGCUUUGUGGUGCCAAGGGGAACAAGCGACACAGGACUGCCACCGCCGUGGUCCUGUCAAAAGUCUGCAAGCAAUGGAACGCCAUUGCGAAACGAUGUCCGCUCCUCUGGAACAAGGUCGGGAUAUCUUGCAUAGAGCGGAGCCUGGGCUCGCGCAGCAGGAGGGACCCUUUCUUGGAUGUCGUUCGUACGACACUUCAGCGGUCAAAUCCCGUCCCCUUGUAUCUCGGAUUCUACAACAAUGUACAAAGAGAUAUUGAAGACCUCAUCUGGUUGAAAUUUUGGACCACCAUCCUCGAAUUCCGACACCGUUUUGCAACCUUUCACCUCGACCGCACGGAACUCGGUCCAAUCGGCUCGAUCGAUACGAGUCCAUUGCCAAACCAGGCUUUGCAACUUACCAAUGUGAAGACUGUCAGCUCGCCCCCGAAUCUACUUCCCGUCGUGCCCCUCAAUGCUCUCACCCACCUUACAAUCUUUGUUUCCGAUUCCUACGACAUGUCUCCCGAAUCCUUGGUCACAAUUCUACGAUCGGCCCCACUUCUAGAAGUCCUCCGACUGAAUUUCGGAGAACAUGGACUUCAGGAAUCGGAGAGCAAGUUGCCCCCAGUUGACCUUCCUCGUCUACGCGUCCUCGAGCUACAACAUUGGUUUAUCGACGCGUAUGACGGCACACUCCUCCCUCUACUGUCCACACCUUCUUUGGAACGCCUGGAUAUCGUUGACGCCUGGAAUUCGCCUGCUCCAGACUCCGAUGACAAUCUUUUCAGCUUCAUCUCUCCGAAACGCGUCCCCAACCUUAGGGAAUUCAGGGUUGGAUACGGCAAUCCAAUAUAUUUAGGGAGAGUUGAGGGAGUGGGCGAUGAACUCGAGUACUUCGCUUACAUCAAAAGCAGCGACCAUCGCCAGUGGAAGAGAUGGACCGAGAAGAUGUUCACGUUCUACGAUUCCGAUGGCGAUUUCGAAGAGUUCGAACACCACUCCAUACGGCACCACCGGAUUUGGGGACAAGGAUGGUCGGUGUUCACUGAAGUCAAAAGGCCAGCGAAAGAAUACGGACGGGAUGAGUGGGGUGAGGUAUGCUUUGUGGAGGAUCAGAUUGGGGAAAUCGUUUCCAAUGAUCCGAGAAAGAGAGAUGUUAUCCCGCUCAACACUGGAUGGGGGAACCUUAAAACGGAGGAACUGGCAAACUUGGAGGAUUGGUUCGAGGUGAUGUGUCACAAGCAUCUGCGUAAAGUAGAGCGGACCCUGGCCCUUGCUCUGUAA
Messenger RNA from Coprinopsis cinerea okayama7#130, 1569 nucleotides. RefSeq lists its product as hypothetical. The transcript has a single exon. The record is from RefSeq and is a predicted model, not a curated record. NCBI's taxonomy places the organism in Eukaryota, Fungi, Basidiomycota, Agaricomycetes, Agaricales, Psathyrellaceae. The coding region runs from base 1 to 1569 and encodes 522 amino acids.